AUGAAGAAUAAAGUGUUGACGCUGAGGUCACGGGGAGGAGGAAGUGCGAAGGUCUCUGGAACCAGUGCGAUCCACACAUCCGCGUAUUCUCCACAAGAUCAGAAAUCGGAGCCGGAAGAUUCGUCAAUGAAACACAAAGUGUUGACGCUGAGGGCAUGGGGAGGUGCCAAGAUCUCCGCGACCAGGGCGUACCCUACGGAAGAUGUGACAUCGAAGUCAGAAGCAACAGAACCGUUCAGGCUUCUCGAUCUCCCCUCGGAGCUUCGGUUGAAGAUAUACGCCUUGAUAUUCCACUCUUGCCCCGACGUCAUUGACCUGGACCCGGACAACUACAAAAACAUCCAUCGCAAGUUGUCCAUAUUAUAUGCCUCGCGCCGAAUACACGGGGAGGCAUCUCAUCUCCUUUAUUCCACCAGAACGUUCCGCAUCUUCCCAUGUAUCGACCGGUACUUCAAGUCAAAACGGCCUCUUCUUGCCCGCCUAUCCCCACGAUGCCGGAGCUCUAUAUCAUCCCUUGAGUUGCGCCUUGGCCCAGGGUUUGCAAGCCCUCCGAAGAACUGGGCUGUGACGGAAUCUCUAGGCCUAAAGGAUGCCAUAAAUGUUCGCAUUCUCAAAGUCAUUGUUCAGGUUGAUACAUCAAAUCCAAUGUUCAAUGGGUACCGCGCCAGAGGUCUGGGCGAAUCAUUCUAUGAAGAUUUUUCGAAAUCCUUGCUUGACAAGAUUUUGGAGGCUGUGCCAUCAAUCAGUGAGGUCCAGCUUGACGCCUGGACUUCAAUUAACAAGGAUGGACCCAUGAUAAGCGGUUUGAUGAGUGUGGUGAACCAGCAUCGGAAAGUGAUAUCGUGGGGGCCAGAGAGGGGUUGGACCAACGAGAAAGGAAAGGAGGUGAUUGAUCUGGGAAUCGCAGUAAAGCCUCCAGUGAUACGAGUUUUACCUGAGGUUGCUGUGGUCUCUUGA
This is a messenger RNA of Pseudogymnoascus destructans, 957 nucleotides long. RefSeq lists its product as uncharacterized. The record is from RefSeq and is a predicted model, not a curated record. Bases 1 to 957 code for a protein of 318 amino acids. The transcript has a single exon. NCBI's taxonomy places the organism in Eukaryota, Fungi, Ascomycota, Leotiomycetes, Thelebolales, Thelebolaceae.